Messenger RNA from Myotis brandtii (Brandt's bat), 1311 nucleotides. It is a transcript of the gene CTDNEP1, whose product is annotated as CTD nuclear envelope phosphatase 1. The record is from RefSeq and is a predicted model, not a curated record. Gene Ontology annotation, molecular function: protein serine/threonine phosphatase activity. The transcript has 8 exons. Lineage: Eukaryota; Metazoa; Chordata; Mammalia; Chiroptera; Vespertilionidae. The coding region runs from base 1 to 735 and encodes 244 amino acids.
AUGAUGCGGACGCAGUGUCUGCUGGGGCUGCGCACGUUCGUGGCCUUCGCCGCCAAGCUGUGGAGCUUCUUCAUUUACCUUUUGCGGAGGCAGAUCCGCACGGUAAUUCAGUACCAAACUGUUCGAUAUGAUAUCCUUCCCUUAUCUCCUGUGUCUCGGAAUCGGCUAGGCCAGGUGAAGAGGAAGAUUCUGGUGCUGGAUCUGGAUGAGACACUUAUUCACUCCCAUCAUGAUGGGGUUCUGAGGCCCACGGUCCGACCUGGAACACCUCCUGACUUCAUCCUCAAGGUGGUAAUAGACAAACAUCCUGUCCGGUUUUUUGUACAUAAGAGGCCCCAUGUGGAUUUCUUCUUAGAAGUGGUGAGCCAGUGGUACGAGCUGGUAGUAUUCACAGCAAGCAUGGAGAUUUAUGGCUCUGCUGUGGCAGAUAAACUAGACAAUAGCAGAAGCAUUCUCAAGAGGAGAUAUUACAGACAGCACUGCACUUUGGAAUUGGGCAGCUACAUCAAGGACCUCUCUGUGGUCCACAGUGACCUCUCCAGCAUUGUGAUCUUGGAUAACUCCCCAGGGGCUUACAGGAGCCAUCCAGACAAUGCCAUCCCCAUCAAGUCCUGGUUCAGCGACCCCAGCGACACCGCCCUUCUUAAUCUGCUCCCAAUGCUGGAUGCCCUCAGGUUCACCGCUGAUGUUCGCUCUGUGCUAAGCCGAAACCUUCACCAACACCGGCUCUGGUGACAGCUGCUCCCCCUCCACCUGAGUUGGGGUGGGGGGGACAGGGAGGGUGAGCCCUCGAGAUGCUGUCUGAUGCCCUGUCCAAUGGUGAGGACUGCCUGGGCAGGGUCUGCCCCUCCCUCCCCUCUCUGCCCUGGGAGCCCUGCACUCCAUAUGGAACCUGGAUGGACACAUGGGCCAGACUCUGAAGCAGCCUCUCUCUAACUUCCUGUUCGACUGGGACAUAAGCAGAGGUCUAGGAGAGCCGAAACAGUGUCUGUGAUGGAGAGAGAGGACUGGCCAGAGUGAGAGACAGACAUUCAAUAAUCCGGGAGGCUCAGAGAGAAGCCAAGCCAGCUUUGUUGUGAUUUAAUUUUUUAAAAAACUCUUGUACAAAACUGAUCUAAUUCUUCACUCCAGGGGCUGGGUUGUGGGUGGGAAACUGGGAUUUGGGCCACUGGAUUUCCCCCAGACUUGUCCCCUCCCCCCUCCCCUCCUUUUCUCUACAUUUUCCUUUCUUAGAUUUCCUCAGACCUGUAACCAGCUUUCUCUCUCUGUUCCCCCCUCUUUUAAACCAUGCAUUAUAACUUUGAAACCAAA